This is a messenger RNA of Morus notabilis, 1069 nucleotides long. RefSeq names its product eukaryotic translation initiation factor 4E-1. The record is from RefSeq and is a predicted model, not a curated record. Gene Ontology annotation, molecular function: translation initiation factor activity; RNA 7-methylguanosine cap binding. The transcript has 5 exons. Lineage: Eukaryota; Viridiplantae; Streptophyta; Magnoliopsida; Rosales; Moraceae. Gene Ontology annotation, biological process: translational initiation. Gene Ontology annotation, cellular component: eukaryotic translation initiation factor 4F complex; cytoplasm. Bases 119 to 820 code for a protein of 233 amino acids.
CGGUACCCACCAAAAAUCUCGUUCAGGUUUUCACCCAAGAACGCCAAGAAGAAAAAGAGAGCGAGAAACCGAGAGAAAGUGAGGGAAAAAGAAGAAGAAAGAAAGAAAGAAAUCGAAGAUGGUAGUGGAGGACGCACCAAAGUCUUCGUCAGCCCUCGAGAAUCAGGCGACGAACCCUAACCCUAGGGGUCGCGGAGACGAGGAAGACGACGAGCCGGAAGAGGGAGAGAUCGUCGGAGAGGAGGAUUCGGGUUCUUCGAAGCAAUCGAAGGGAUUAGUUCAUCAGCCGCACCUUCUGGAACAUUCAUGGACGUUCUGGUUCGAUAACCCCAACGCCAAGUCCAAGCAAACUGCUUGGGGUUCCUCCCUUCGCCCGAUCUAUACCUUCACCACCGUCGAGGAAUUCUGGAGCAUUUACAAUAACAUACACCAUCCAAGCAAAUUGGCUGUUGGAGCAGACUUCCAUUGCUUCAAAUUUAAAAUUGAACCAAAAUGGGAGGAUCCUGUUUGUGCUAAUGGAGGGAAAUGGACCAUGACCUUUCAACGGGGGAAGUCAGACACAUAUUGGCUGUAUACAUUGCUGGCAAUGAUCGGAGAGCAAUUCGAUCAUGGAGAUGAAAUUUGUGGUGCUGUUGUCAAUGUCAGAGCCAGGCAGGAAAAGAUAUCUAUUUGGACCAAGAAUGCAACAAAUGAAGCUGCUCAGGUGAGCAUUGGGAAACAAUGGAAGGAGUUCCUUGAUUACAAUGACCCCGUAGGAUUCAUAUUUCAUGAUGACGCAAAGAAGCUUGACAGAGCUGCCAAGAAUCGUUACACAGUAUGAUAUGUAUAGGCUUUUGUUUUUCCAUUGCGAGCCGUAUGUCAAGACUCCAAAUUGCUUUCUUUGAUGCGUCAGAAUUCUAUACUAGAUGCUAGAGGGAAAUGUAACUGCUGCUUGCAUUUCUUUUUUCCUGUUUUGAAUUAGAGGAAUGUGGAAUGGAUUUGUUCGAUUAACUUGCUUCCUCCAAGUUUUGACAAUCCAAUGUUGGAUACCGAGUCCUAUUCUACAUCCUACUUCAUUGAAUGGUUUCUA